AUGUCAGAUUUAAUUUCGCUAAAAGCCCGCAGAGGGCAAUUAAAGGGGCAAUUAACGAGGUUCAGUACAUACGUAAAUAAGGAGUCAGUAGACAUAUUCGAAAUCAAAUGUCGAAGUAAAAAGAUGGAGGAAUUAUGGUCGGAAUUUGAUCAAGUGCAAUCUGAUAUAGAGUCUUUUGCUGACGAAACGGACGAUUAUCGCAUAGAAUUUGAGGAAAUAUAUUUUAGUGCGAUGGCAUUAGGCGAAAAUCUACUGCAACGUGCUAGUACAAAAAAGGAUGAUAAUGGUGGUCAAAAAUCAACUACUACGGUGCAUAAUACGGCGCACACAAUGUAUUGUAGUGCAAAUUCGUGUUGCAGCGGUGCGACCGCUGCAAUGAAAUUAGCACCGAUAGAUGUACCAAAAUUUUCGGGUGCAUAUGAGGAAUGGUCGGCUUUCCACGAUAUUUAUAUAGCAAUGAUACAUAACAACCCAGGUAUAGAUGAAAUACAGCGAUUUUUUCAUUUGCGAUCGUGUUUAAAAGAUGAGGCGGCACAGGUUAUAAUGUAUAUAGAAACGACAGCCGCAAAUUAUAACGUGGCUUGGAGUAGCGUGGUGGCUAGAUAUAAUAAUAAAAAAGUGUUAGUGCAGUCACACACGAAAGAGUUAUUUGAUAUUCCGGCAAUAAAUGAGGAAGCUGGGCAAUUAAGAAAAUUAAUAGAUCAAUUAAACGGUCACAUAAGCGCGUUAGAAACAUUAGGAGAGAAACCUAAAGAGUGGGGCUCAAUAUUAUUACACCUUAUCGCAACUAAAUUAGAUUCUAGUACACUUAAAGCGUGGGAAACAGUAUCUCCUAAAAAUGAAAUACCCAAAGUACAAGUGUUACUCGAAUUCUUAAAAAAAAAAUUCAAAAUAAUUGAAGCAGUAGAGACUUCUUCGAAUAUAAAUGUCCGUAAUGACGAAAAAUUAAAAAAUAAUAUAAUUAGCGUUAAAAAAGCCAAAAAUAACCACAAAUCGAUAGCGUUUCCAACAUUUAGUGGUAUGAAAUGUUAUAAUUGCCAAUUAGCGCACUCUAUAUAUAAAUGCCCAUCUUUUCUAGCUUUACCCAUUCCCGAAAGAAUAAAAAGGGUGGGUGAACUUAAGUUAUGCAAGAUAUGUAUUCGGACGCAUAUCGGAAAGAAAUGUGAUGGUAAAAAAUGUUUUCAAUGUCACAAAGCGCAUAACACAUUAUUGCAUUUAAAAAUAAAUAAGACGGAAAGUAAUAUCGCUUCGGAACAAUAUGAAGAUAAUUCCGAAGAAAUUCCCACGGCGGGUAAUGUAAGUGUAUCGGCACACGCAUCAGCGAUAAGCUGCAGACAGGUGCUCCUAUCAACCGCAAUAAUUAAUGUAUAUAAUAAUGAUGGCAAGCCGGUAAAGAGCAGAGUGUUAUUGGACUCCGGCUCGCAAAAUAAUUUUAUCACAGAGCAUAUGGCACAAGUGUUAAAAUUGCGACGGAAAAAGGUUACCUUUGAUGUAGCUGGAAUAGGACACACAUUACAUACAAUAAAGUCCGAAAUUACGGUAAUGGUGGGUUCCUGUAUAACAGAUUUCAAAGCUAAUAUAUCAUGUUUGAUAAUACCUUGUAUAACGAACAAUAUUCCGAUAAGAGCAGUAAAUACUGAGUCCAUAAAGAUACCAAAUAAUAUAAUACUAGCUGAUAAAUCCUAUAAUAAACCACAACAAACUAAGUUGGGUUGGAUUGUGGCAGGCCCAGUUUUUAAUAAUAAAUCAAAUUUAAAAGAGACGCAAAACAUUUGUUUAAGUACGUAUCAAGUAGAUGAUAAUUUGGAUGAAAGGAUUGCGAAGUUUUGGAGAUUGGAAAACAUAGAUAAAAAUACUAAUUACACAUUAGAAGAAAAAGCUUGUUACGACCAUUUUAUUAAGACAGUACGCCGCGACGAAACUGGCAAAUUUAUAGUGAGGUUGCCGUUCCGCGAAGAUAUUAGCAAAUUAGGUAAUUCUUAUAAAAACGCGUUCCGACGAUUUCUGUCUAUCGAAAAACGAUUAGGACUAAAUACAAAAUUAAAUAAAGAUUAUCAGCAAUUCAUGUAUGAAUACCAAGAUCUUGGUCAUAUGGAACCGCUGCGCAGCGCGGGGGAAGAGUCGGUCAAUGAACCCGGCUAUUUUCUACCGCAUCACGCCGUAGUAAACGAUAAUAGUAGCACCACUCGUCUGCGCGUAGUAUUCGACGGAUCUAGUAAGACCGAUACAGGCAUUAGCUUAAACAAUGUACUAUUAAAAGGGCCUACGAUACAAGACGAUUUAUUGAAUAUUUUGGCUAGGUUUCGUACAUACAAAUAUGCGAUAUCCGCGGACAUAUCAAAAAUGUACCGUCAAAUUUGGAUUGCACCAGAACAUCGCAAAUAUCAACAAAUAUUUUGGCGUGAGAAUAAAGAACAACCUAUGCAAAUAUUUCAAUUAAAUACGGUUACUUAUGGCACUGUCUCGGCAUCAUUCUUAGCUACCGCAUGCUUAUAUAAAUUAGCUGAGGAUGAGUAUAGUAAUUUUCCAGAAGCGUGUACUGCUAUAAAAAAUGAUUUUUACAUGGAUGAUUAUCUAGGUGGGGCAAAUACGAAAGAGAUGGCUGUAAAAUUGCGUAAUGACUUGAGAACAGUGCUACAAUCCGGUGGCUUUAACUUACGAAAAUGGUCUGCAAACGAUUCGGUGUUAUUACAAAAUUUAAAUAAAGAAAAUAAUGAUUCUAUGUUGGUACUGGAAUUGGAAGAUGAAAUGGCAAAAGUCCUCGGGGUCCUGUGGCAUCCUAGGAAAGAUAUAUUUCAAUAUAAAGUACGGGAUACAAAAUCGGAAACUCAAUCGACAACAAAAAGAAGCAUAUUGGCGCAAAUGGCUUCAUUAUUCGACCCACUAGGUUUAGUGGGGCCGAUAAUUAUAAAGGCAAAAAUUUUAAUGCAAGAAAUGUGGAGGUUAAAAAUUGAUUGGGAUAAACCGGUGCCAACAAAAAUGCACGAUGAGUGGACAAAAUAUUUACAUGAAUUGGCAAGCUUACGUGAAUUGUGUAUACCGCGUUUUUUAUGUACGGAGGAUAAUUGUGAUAUAGAGGUGCAUGGUUUCGCCGACGCCAGUUUAGCCGCCUAUGGCGCGUGUAUAUACGUACGCACUACAAAUAAUAGUGGAGUUUGUACGUCGCAUUUAUUGUGUGCAAAAUCUAAAGUCGCGCCUUUAAAAGUUAUAUCGCUACCGCGAUUGGAACUAUGUGCUGCCGUAAUUUUGGUAAGGCUAUACAACAAAGUAAUACCUAAAUUAGGUAUAAAAAUACAACGUCGUUAUUUUUGGUCGGACUCGUCAAUCGUCCUGGCUUGGGUAACGUCACCCUCUACGCGUUGGCAAACAUUUGUUGCGUAUAGAGUGGGGGAAAUUCACGACCUUAGUUCAAUAAAUGAAUGGCACCAUAUUGGAACUAAGGACAAUCCAGCGGAUAUUAUUUCAAGAGGAUGUAGUGCGAAAGAAAUUAUAAAUAGUUCUAUAUGGUGGCAUGGACCAAGCUGGUUAACGAACGAUCAUGCAAAUUGGCCGAAGACUGUUUGCGAGUUAAAAUAUACCGGAAUACCAGAAGAAAAGGGUACACAGAAAACUGCUGCAUUUUUAGCACAACCGCCCUUUUUAGAAAGCGGAAUUAUACGAGUAGGCGGUCGCAUAAAAAAUGCCAGGCAUGUGGAAAUAGCACAGCGACACCCUAUUUUAAUACCGAAAAAUAGUACAAUUGCUAGAUUAAUAUUGCUUAACGAACACGAUCGACUUUUACAUGCGGGUCCGCAAGCGAUGCUAGCGAAUAGCCGAUUAAAGUACUGGAUAAUUGGAGGCAGAAAUAUUGCAAGGCAUGUAUUCCACCAGUGUGUGAAGUGCUUUCGACUUCGACCAAAAAUAGUUGAACCUAUAAUGGCAGAUUUACCAACCGAACGGUUAGAGCCAAAUCGACCGUUUAAAAAGUGUGGUGUCGACUAUGCCGGUCCUAUUGCUAUAAAAACCAGUUUACGGAGAAAUGCGGCUGUACUAAAAGGAUAUAUAUGUGUAUUUAUUUGCUUUAGUACCCGGGCGGUCCAUAUUGAGUUGGUUACGGAUUUGACUACUGAAGCUUUUUUAAAUGCUUUAAAACGUUUUAUUGCACGCCGUGGUGUAUGUUCCGAUAUAUUUAGCGACAAUGCUACAAAUUUUGUAGGGGCUAACAAUAGAUUACUGGAUCUAAAAAAAAUAUUUCAUUCCGAAGAACAUUUAACCAAAAUAUACGAUGCGCUAUCAACUGAGGGUAUAAGGUGGCAUUUCAUACCCCCUCGAUCCCCACAUUUUGGUGGGUUGUGGGAAGCGUCUAUUAAAUCUAUUAAAAAUCAUUUAUACCGAGUUUUAGGUACGGCUAAUCUGACUUAUGACGAAUUGAACACUAUAUUAAUUAGAAUAGAGGCAGUCCUUAAUUCCAGGCCCUUAACGCCCUGUUACUCCGAUCCUACUGAUACGACACCAUUAACGCCUGCUCAUUUUUUAAUUGGUGAGCCAACAUGUUCUAUACCCGAACCUGAUUUAACUGGUAUACCGGACAAUUGCUUAAAACGUUGGCAGCGGGUAACGCAGUUGACUCAAGCAUUAUGGCAGCGUUGGAAUAAGGAGUACCUGUCACAACUUCAAACUAGACGGAAGUGGCUAGCCAACAAGGGCCCUAAGAUAAAAGUUGGUACCAUAGUGUUGGUGAAAGAAGACGAAGCCCCCCCCGAUGUCGUGGUCCAUGGGACGAGUUGUCCGCGUCCAGGCUGGUGA
Messenger RNA from Rhopalosiphum padi (bird cherry-oat aphid), 4785 nucleotides. RefSeq lists its product as uncharacterized. The coding region runs from base 1 to 4785 and encodes 1594 amino acids. Gene Ontology annotation, biological process: DNA integration. NCBI's taxonomy places the organism in Eukaryota, Metazoa, Arthropoda, Insecta, Hemiptera, Aphididae. The record is from RefSeq and is a predicted model, not a curated record. The transcript has 3 exons. Gene Ontology annotation, molecular function: nucleic acid binding.